Messenger RNA from Myotis brandtii (Brandt's bat), 2147 nucleotides. RefSeq names its product zinc finger protein 276 (gene ZNF276). Gene Ontology annotation, biological process: regulation of transcription by RNA polymerase II. The record is from RefSeq and is a predicted model, not a curated record. The coding region runs from base 218 to 1804 and encodes 528 amino acids. The transcript has 10 exons. Gene Ontology annotation, cellular component: nucleus; kinetochore; chromosome. Gene Ontology annotation, molecular function: chromatin insulator sequence binding; zinc ion binding. Lineage: Eukaryota; Metazoa; Chordata; Mammalia; Chiroptera; Vespertilionidae.
UUUAUUCCUGGGUAUUUACUCUUUUUGAUGCAAUUGAAAAUUGGAUCGUUUCCUUAAUUUCUCGUUCUGACAGUUUGUUCCGACCAUUUUUUGCACAUUGGCUUUGUAUCCUUUACUGUGACCUGACUGGCCACGGGGCUCCCCUCCUGGAGCUGUGUCUGGCCUGGCCUGACUCACCGUCUCCUGUGCUUGCCCAGGAACAGGCCGGGCUCUUGCCAUGGGGCACUGCCGCCUCUGCCACGGGAAGUUCUCUGCACGGAGCCUCCGCAGCAUCUCCGCCCGGGCACCUGGGCAGAUCGCAGAGAGACCACCCCCAGGGGAGCGCGUGUUCGUCAGGGACUUCCAGCACCUGCUGGGGGUGGCCGUCCACCAGGACCCGGCUUUGUCUCAGUUUGUCUGCAAGAACUGCCACGCCCAGUUCUACCAAUGCCACGGCCUCCUCAAGUCCUUCCUGCAGAGAGUCAACGUGUCCCCGAUGGGCCCCCGGAAGCCCUGCACACAGGUGGGUGCACAGCCCCCAACAGAGGCCGAGGAGGGAGCGUGUCUGGUGGACCUGAUCACGUCAAGCCCGGAAGGUCUGCGUGGCCUGGUGGGGUGGGUGCAUGGACACGCGGCCAGCUGUGGGGCCCUGCCCAGCCUCCAGAGGACGCUGUCCUCCGAGUACUGCGGUGUCAUCCAGGCCGUGUGGGGCUGCGACCAAGGCCACGACUACACCAUGGACGCCGACCCCAGCUGCGGGGCUCUCCUGCUGGACAGUGCGUUGGCCGUCAAGUGGACAUGGGACAAGGAGACAGCCCCCCGGCUCGCCCAGCGUCGGAGGUCCAACCCCACUGGGGCUACCCCCCCGCGCUCCCAGGGCGGAGCGACCACAGCUGAGACGGAGACGCUGUCCAACACGGACGUGGUCCAGCCCCCUUCAGAUGGCAGCCCUGUGGGGCCUGGGCCGAGCCCCCUGCCUCAGUCAAGCCUGCCCCCAAGUGGGGCUCCAGGGCAGUUGGGUGAGAAGCAGCUUCCAUCUUCAACCUCGGAUGAUCGGGUAAAAGACGAGUUCAGUGACCUUUCUGAGGGGGACUUCCUGAGUGAAGACGACAAUGACAAGAAGCAGAACACCCAGUCCUCAGAUGAGUCCUUUGAGCCUUACCCAGAAAAGAAAGUCUCUGGUAAAAAGAAUGGGAGCAAAGAGGCCAAGAAACCUGAAGAACCAAAAAUCCGAAAGAAGCCUGGACCGAAGCCGGGCUGGAAGAACAAGCUCCGCUGUGAAAGGGAGGAGCUGCCCACCAUCUACAAGUGCCCAUAUCAAGGCUGCACAGCUGUGUACCGAGGGGCUGAUGGCAUGAAGAAGCACAUAAAGGAGCACCAUGAAGAAGUCCGCGAGAGGCCCUGUCCCCACCCUGGCUGCAACAAGGUGUUCAUGAUUGACCGCUACCUGCAGCGGCAUGUGAAGCUCAUCCACACAGAGGUGCGGAACUACAUCUGUGAUGAGUGUGGACAGACCUUCAAGCAGCGGAAACACCUCCUCGUCCACCAGAUGCGGCACUCGGGAGCCAAGCCUCUGCAGUGUGAAGUCUGUGGGUUCCAGUGCCGGCAGCGGGCAUCCCUCAAGUACCACAUGACCAAACACAAGGCUGAGACGGAGCUGGACUUUGCCUGUGACCAGUGUGGCCGGCGGUUUGAGAAGGCUCACAAUCUUAACGUGCAUAUGUCCAUGGUCCACCCUCUGACGCAGACCCAAGACAAGGCCCUGCCCCUGGAGCCAUCGCCCAGGACCACAGAGGGUCAGGCUGUGAAGCCUGAGCCCACCUGAGGGUGCUCAGCACCUGAACUCAACAGGUGGUAGGUGGGGUGGAAGGACGACUUUCAUAGUUCCUCCCAUGAGACCUGAAGGCACAGCUGGGCUCACUCUGAGACCCCAUGCUGAACCUCACCCCUGUGCUGGAAGGUGGGGGGCUCAGUGCAGGGCCGAGGUAGCCUUUCUGCAUCCAAUCUGGGACCAGCAGUUUAUUUUCCUAUAAACAUGGACUUGGGGCCAGAUACAAAUUUUAAAUAGAGUCCUGUUCCUCACGCAAGCAGUCACGGAGAUUUGUAAUCCACUUUUUCGUGCAACAAGAGCUCCACGUCAUGCUCGUAAUAAAUUAUUUACAAAGGAG